Messenger RNA from Andrographis paniculata, 1808 nucleotides. Its product is annotated as beta-hexosaminidase 2. The record is from RefSeq and is a predicted model, not a curated record. NCBI's taxonomy places the organism in Eukaryota, Viridiplantae, Streptophyta, Magnoliopsida, Lamiales, Acanthaceae. The transcript is spliced from 2 exons. Gene Ontology annotation, biological process: carbohydrate metabolic process; glycosaminoglycan metabolic process. Bases 93 to 1808 code for a protein of 571 amino acids. Gene Ontology annotation, molecular function: beta-N-acetylhexosaminidase activity. Gene Ontology annotation, cellular component: membrane.
AUAAAUUGACAUAACAGUCUCAAACAGUUCAAUUAUUCCAUUCAUUAGUUAUUAGUGCAAAGGAGGAUCUUUUAUUUUUAUUAGAGCCCGGAAUGGGGUAUUUUUGUAAUUUCAUUGCUGCAAUUCUUCUACUCGCCGUUCCUCAAAUCUCAGCCGUCGGAUUUCCGAUCAACGUCUGGCCGAAGCCCGCCACGUUCCAAUGGCGGUCCCCUCAGGCGAUCCUCCUCUCCCCAAAUUUCUCCAUCUCCGCCCCGCCCCACCGCUACCUUACCCCCGCCGUCGGCCGCUACCUCCGCCUGGUUCUGACGGAGCACCACCGUCCGCUCGUCAAUCCGCCGCUCAAUGUCACGUCGGCGUCGCCGCUUUCUGCUCUUACUAUUGACGUCUCCGACACCGGCGCUCCGUUAACUCACGGCGCCGACGAGUCUUACUCGCUUUCCGUCCCGUGCGACGGCGGCGCCGCCACUAUCCGCGCGGAGACCGCCUGGGGCGCGAUGCGAGGGCUGGAGACGUUCUCGCAGCUGGUGUACUCGCCGUCGCCGCCGUCGUCGAAGGUCGCCUGUGGGAUGCACAUUUCCGACGCGCCGCUGUUCGUCCACCGGGGGAUCAUGCUCGACACUUCGAGAAACUUCUACGGCGUCGAGCAUUUGCUGCGGCUGAUCGGCGCGAUGAGCAUGAACAAACUCAACGUCUUCCACUGGCACAUCACCGAUUCGCACUCGUUCCCCCUCGCCGUGCCGUCGGAGCCUGAUUUGCCGUCGAAGGGUGCAUACGGCGAUGAGAUGACAUACACGGCGGCGGAUGUGAAAAAAAUCGUCGACUAUGGAAUGGAGCACGGCGUUAGGGUUUUACCAGAAAUCGACAUGCCUGCGCACACCGGAUCAUGGGCUGGAGCUUACCCAGAUAUCGUCACUUGCGCGAACAUGUUCUGGUGGCCGGCGGGAGAAUCUGCGCCGUAUGCGGCGGAGCCAGGAACAGGACAAUUGAAUCCGAUGAAUCCUAAAACCUUCGAAAUUGUCAAAAACGUUGUCCGAGAUGCAGUUUCGAUGUUUCCAGAGAAAUUAUACCACGGUGGGGCUGAUGAAGUAAAUCCAAAGUGCUGGGAAACUGAUCCUGCAAUUCAAGCUUUUCUCUCCAACAAUGGAACUCUCAGCCAGGUUCUUGAAAAGUUCAUCGGAUCGACAUUGCCAUACAUCUUGUCCCUGAAUCGAACCGUUGUGUAUUGGGAGGAUGUCCUGCUGGACGCCAAUGUUAACGUUACAGCAUCUGUGCUUCCACCUGAACAUGUCAUUCUGCAGACAUGGAACAAUGGUCCAAACAACACCAAGAAGAUAGUCGAAUCCGGCUACCGUGCGAUUGUCUCGUCAUCUGAUUUCUAUUACCUGGAUUGUGGGCAUGGAGAUUUUACAGGGAACAACAGUUUGUACAUUCGUCCGCCGGGCACUGAUCAGGGCAACGGCGGUUCCUGGUGCGGGCCGUUCAAAUCAUGGCAGCUGAUAUACAAUUACGACAUAACGUACGGUCUGAACAAGACAGAAUCGAAGCUGGUGUUGGGAGGGGAGGUAGCCUUGUGGUCGGAGCAAGCUGAUCCAGCAGUCAUGGACUUGAGAAUCUGGCCAAGAACAUCGGCCAUGGCUGAAACAUUAUGGUCAGGGAACCUCGACGAAACCGGGAAGAACAGAGUCGCAGAGGCAACGGACAGACUGAACGAGUGGCGAUACAGAAUGGUGACCCGAGGAAUCGGAGCCGAGCCAAUUCAGCCUCUCUGGUGCAUCAAGAAUCCAGGCAUGUGUAAUAACCCCAUUUAG